CACGUCUACUUUGUGACCGGCUCCUCUCACAAGAGAAAAAUCCAGCCCCAGCGAGUGUAGAUACUAUCUGAGGGGAGGAUGACAUCCACGGCAGACCGACUGGCCCACCAGAAGGAGAGGGAGCAAGGCAUUGGCACCAACCAGCAGGCGGUGAAGUUCUCCCAGCAGGACUAUGAGAGUUUGCGGCAGCAGUGUCUGAAGAGUGGACGUCUCUUCGAGGACAACCUGUUUCCAGCUGAGAGGAAAUCCUUGGGCUACAAUGAACUGGGACCAUACUCAUCCAAGACCAGGGGAGUGAACUGGAAGAGGCCAAAGGAGCUGUGUUCCAACCCCAAGUUCAUUGAUGAUGGAGCCACGAGGACAGACAUCUGCCAGGGAGCUCUGGGUGACUGCUGGCUCCUGGCUGCUAUAGCCUCUCUGACUCUGGACCACCGCAUCCUGGCUCGUGUGGUGCCUCCUGGACAGAGUUUCACAGAGGAUUAUGCCGGGAUAUUUCACUUCCAGUUCUGGCAGUUUGGUGAGUGGGUGGACGUGGUGGUCGACGACCGUUUGCCCACCAGAGAUGGAAAGCUGCUGUUUGUCCACUCAGCGGAGGGCUCUGAGUUUUGGAGCGCUCUACUGGAGAAGGCCUAUGCAAAGGUGAAUGGUUGCUAUGAGGCUCUUUCAGGUGGAAACACUAUUGAAGGUUUUGAGGAUUUCACCGGAGGAAUUGCAGAGAUUUACUCCCUAGACAAGGCUCCAGCAAACCUCUUCCAGAUCAUACAGAGGGCACUGAAGCUGGGUUCACUGCUCGGCUGCUCUAUUGAUAUAACUAGUGCCUACGAGACGGAGGCAGUCACAUCUCUGAAACUUGUGAAAGGACAUGCAUACUCAAUCACUGGAGCAGAAGAGGUUCGUUCCCGAGGCAGAGUGGUUCAGCUGGUCCGCAUCAGGAACCCGUGGGGUCAGGUGGAGUGGACAGGGCCUUGGAGUGAUGGAUCCAGUGAAUGGGAAAACAUCAGCAAAGAUGAGAAAACAAACUUCAACCACGUGGCGGAAGAUGGAGAGUUUUGGAUGUCCUACUCUGACUUCACCAGGCACUUCUCCAAGCUGGAGAUCUGUAACUUGACCCCGGAUACGCUCAUGAGCGACACAGUGAGCCACUGGAACCAUUACCAGUUUGAAGGGAUGUGGCGGAUCGGCUCCACAGCUGGCGGCUGCCGCAAUAAUGCAGCCACGUUCUCCUCCAACCCUCAGUUUUUGGUGUGCCUGGAGGACGUGGAUGACGAUCCUCUUGAUGGCGAGGAUGGAUGCACGUUUCUGGUGGGGCUGAUGCAGAAGAAUGGACGACAACAGAAGAGGCUUAACCGCGACAUUGAGACCAUUGGCUUUGCCAUUUAUAAGGUCCCAGAUGAGUACAAAGGUCGCAGCAAUGUCCAUCUGGGUCCAGAUGUUCUGCUGCGUCAGAGAGCUGUGGCUAUGAGCAGCAGCUUCGUCAACAUGCGAGAAGUGUGUGACCGCUUCAAACUCCCUCCAGGGGAAUACGCCAUCGUCCCCUCAACCUUCGCACCCCACAAGAACGGCACUUUCGUUCUCAGGGUGUUCUCAGAGAAACAGGCUGCGACCAGUCGACUGGAGGAGGAACUUGAUGCUAAGAUAGAGGAGGACGUGAUAUCUGAGAGUGAUGUGAAUCCUCAUUUCAAGCAAAUCUUCAAGAAGCUUGCAGGCGAUGACAUGGAGAUAUCUGUCUUUGAAUUGAUUACUGUUUUGAACAACGUUGUCUCUCACCGGUCUGAUAUCAAGACAGAUGGAUUCAGCCUGGACACAGGUCGACUUAUUGUCAGUCUGUUGGAUAAAGAUGGAAGUGCCAUGCUGGGACUGAUGGAGUUCCACGUACUUUGGAACAAAAUACAGAAUUAUUUGGCGAUCUUUAAGAAUUACGACUCAGACAACUCUGGCACCAUGAGUUCCCAUGAGAUGAGAGGCGCCGCCACUGAAGCAGGUUUCAAUGUCAACAGCGCCGUGCUGCAGGCCAUAGUCAAUCGUUACACCGAUGCUCAGUAUGCCAUAGACUUUGAUAGUUUUGUGGCGUGUCUCAUUAAGCUUGAAAUGCUCUUCAAAAUGUUCAAGUCUCUGGAAAGAGAUGACUCAGGGAAGAUCGAGCUGGACAUGCAACAGUGGCUGUGCCUGGCUAUGAACUAGCUGUGGAAUCAACACAAACAGGGCUUCCUUUGUGGUAUUAGCCAGUUAACCCAGUGAGAAAAGCAUUUAACAUACACUUUAUCACACAUUUAACUGCUAUAUUACACAUUCAAUUGCAUUUGCUGUAGCCUACAUAUAAAUGGAGAAAUCCUAUAGACAUGUUUUAUCACGCAUCUAUUAAAAAUGGUGUUUGCUCUUGAAAAACAUAUUUCAAAUGAUAGAAAAUAAAAAAAUUAAGAAAC
Molecule: messenger RNA, 2423 nt
Organism: Platichthys flesus (European flounder)
Lineage: Eukaryota; Metazoa; Chordata; Actinopteri; Pleuronectiformes; Pleuronectidae
Product: calpain-2 catalytic subunit-like
Exons: 21
Coding region: 79-2181 (700 amino acids)
Biological process (GO): proteolysis
Cellular component (GO): cytoplasm
Molecular function (GO): calcium-dependent cysteine-type endopeptidase activity; calcium ion binding
Source: RefSeq, a predicted model, not a curated record